ACGCACAGCCAGAAACGGUGUCCCUGAAAAGUUUGUAGCAGACCGAAGGAAAAAGUACUCCAAUGUCUCAUUAUCAUCAGCUGCAUAAAAAGCAGGCUCAUGCAAGGUGUUCAAGACGUCGUUGCUUGGCGAAUCUAUGGCCAUGCUGUGCACCGCUGCUGGAAACAAAUUGCUGUUUUCAAACGAGAACAAACCGGUCAAAUCCUGGUGGCCUGCUAACGUCAAAAAGAUGUUUCCAAACACCAACGAAGCAAACUUCUCCAAAGAGACCAUCCGACUGCGCAAAGUCAUGUCUACAUUUCUCAAGCCUGACUCUAUCCGAAAGCAUAUAGGCGUCAUGGAUCAGGUCACCAAACACCAUUUCGAUAAGCAUUGGUCCUCGCUGGAUCAAAAACAAGUGAUCAUGUUUCAGUCAUUAGCAAAGAAGUAUACCUCAGCAUUAUCUUGCAGACUCUUCUUAAACAUCGAGGAUCCACAAGUGAUUGCCAAGCUAGAGAAACCCAUUCGGCAUAUAAAUGUGGGGCUCGUUUCAUUGCCAUUAGAUUUGCCGGGCACCAACUUCAAUAGAGCCAUCAGAGCAUCCAAGAAAAUGAGGGAGGAAAUUGAGAGUAUGGUUGUGAAGAGGAAGAUAGAUCUCAUGAAUCUGAAUUUGAUUGAUCGUGAACAAUUAGCGAACGCGCCACAAGAUCUAAUGUCUAGCUUGAUACGAAAAAAUGAGUCCAGAGCAAAUGGAGAUUGCAAAAUCAAAAGAUGA
Molecule: messenger RNA, 754 nt
Organism: Rosa rugosa (rugosa rose)
Lineage: Eukaryota; Viridiplantae; Streptophyta; Magnoliopsida; Rosales; Rosaceae
Product: beta-amyrin 28-monooxygenase-like
Exons: 2
Coding region: 137-754 (205 amino acids)
Biological process (GO): sterol metabolic process
Molecular function (GO): monooxygenase activity; iron ion binding; oxidoreductase activity, acting on paired donors, with incorporation or reduction of molecular oxygen
Source: RefSeq, a predicted model, not a curated record